AUGCCAACCUCCAAGCCUCUGGAGGAUGAGUACUGGAUCGAGGGAUCCCGUAGGGAUGCGGUCCUUGAGGAUUUCUACGUCAUGGGCCCGGAACUCGGCAGGGGAGCCACAUCGGUGGUGUACAGUUGUGAGGAGAAAGGAACUAACGUCCAAUAUGCCGCCAAAAUAUUGAAGAAAACGAUCGACAAGAAAAUCGUCAGGACCGAAAUCGGCGUGCUGCUGAGGCUGUCGCAUCCGAAUAUUAUCAAACUCAAAGAGAUAUUUGAGACUACCUCGCAGAUCACCCUCAUCCUUGAGCUGGUGACAGGUGGCGAGCUGUUUGACAGGAUCGUUGAACGGGGUUUCUACAGCGAGAAAGACGCAGCUCACGUGGUGAAGCAGAUCCUGGAAGCUGUUUCCUAUUUGCAUGCAAAUGGCGUGGUCCACCGUGACCUGAAACCAGAGAAUCUCCUCUACGCAGAUCUCUCUCCGGAUGCUCCUCUCAAAAUUGGCGAUUUUGGAUUGUCCAAGAUUGUGGAUGAGCAGGACACGAUGAAGACAGUGUGUGGCACCCCCGGAUACUGUGCACCUGAGAUUCUCCACGGUUCUCCCUACGGCCCAGAAGUGGACAUGUGGUCUGUCGGUGUCAUCACAUAUAUCUUGCUUUGCGGCUUCGAGCCUUUCUUUGACCCAAGAGGAGACCAAUAUAUGUACAGCAGGAUCCUAAACUGUGACUACGAGUUUGUCUCUCCGUGGUGGGAUGAAGUGUCUCUCAACGCCAAGGAUUUGGUUCAGAAACUGAUCGUUCUGGACCCCCAGAAGAGGCUCACGGUGCAACAGGCUCUGGAGCACCCUUGGGUGAUGGGCAAAGCCGCCAAGUUCGCCCACAUGGACAGCACGCAGAAGAAGCUGCAGGAGUUCAACGCGAGGCGCAAGCUGAAGGCUGCGAUGAAAGCCGUGGUAGCAUCUAGCCGGCUUGGCAAUCACAGCCACCAUGACAGCUCUAGGAACGGACGGCACCGAGACACCCCCAAGGAACCGGGGCUCGUCCAAGGAGCAAAGGGCACCCUCCUCCUCGAGGACAACGCUUACAAGAAGACGCCCUCCAGGACCAGCGGGGCAGCAGAUCCUACUCCAGCUGCCUCAGAGAAGCUCAAUGAGAGCCACUGUGCCACGGCCGCGGCACUCAACGGCUUGAGCGGCAAAAGUUAG
Molecule: messenger RNA, 1191 nt
Organism: Lacerta agilis (Sand lizard)
Lineage: Eukaryota; Metazoa; Chordata; Lepidosauria; Squamata; Lacertidae
Product: calcium/calmodulin-dependent protein kinase type IV-like
Exons: 11
Coding region: 1-1191 (396 amino acids)
Biological process (GO): protein phosphorylation
Molecular function (GO): calmodulin binding; ATP binding; calcium/calmodulin-dependent protein kinase activity
Source: RefSeq, a predicted model, not a curated record